This is a messenger RNA of Nelumbo nucifera (sacred lotus), 1182 nucleotides long. It is a transcript of the gene LHCB6, whose product is annotated as light harvesting complex photosystem II subunit 6. Gene Ontology annotation, biological process: photosynthesis, light harvesting. The record is from RefSeq and is a predicted model, not a curated record. NCBI's taxonomy places the organism in Eukaryota, Viridiplantae, Streptophyta, Magnoliopsida, Proteales, Nelumbonaceae. Gene Ontology annotation, cellular component: membrane.
GAGAAAGAGAUGUCCAAGCAACGCCAUUAGUAGUAGCUCUAGCUCAGUCGCUUAGAUAAUUAGUCACCAGCAAGAAGUAGAGCAAGUAAGGCUACAGAGGGAGACAUAUGGCAAUGUCUGCAACAUCUGCUGCUGCACUCCUCAAUGGUUUGAGCUCACCCUUCUUGUCUGGCGGCAAGAAGAGCCAGAACUUGCUCACAUCGAGCAUUGGAGCCAGAGUUGGUGGUGCUGCGGUUGCUCCCCGGAAGCUGAUUGUUGCCGCUGCAGCUGCCAAGAAGUCUUGGAUUCCGGCUAUUAAGGGAGGAGGCAACUUCAUUGACCCAGAGUGGCUGGAUGGCUCGCUCCCAGGAGAUUAUGGGUUUGACCCAUUGGGGCUAGGUAAGGACCCAGCCUUCCUCAAGUGGUACAGAGAAGCUGAGCUGAUCCAUGGACGAUGGGCAAUGGCAGCUGUAGUAGGCAUCUUCGUUGGCCAGGCCUGGAGUGGGAUCCCAUGGUUCGAGGCUGGUGCUGACCCAGGUGCAAUUGCGCCCUUCUCCUUUGGCUCUCUCUUGGGCACCCAACUCCUGCUCAUGGGAUGGGUGGAGAGCAAGAGGUGGGUCGAUUUCUUCAACCCAGAGUCCCAAUCGGUUGAAUGGGCCACACCAUGGUCUAAAACGGCCGAGAAUUUUGCGAACGCCACAGGCGAUCAAGGCUACCCUGGUGGUAAAUUCUUUGACCCAUUGUCAUUUGCUGGUACAAUCAAGGACGGUGUAUACAUCCCAGAUGUGGAGAAGCUGGAAAGACUGAAGUUGGCAGAGAUCAAGCACGCUCGGAUCGCCAUGUUGGCUAUGCUCAUUUUCUACUUCGAGGCUGGGCAAGGGAAGACACCUCUUGGAGCUCUCGGUUUGUAAACUUGUUUAAUUUAAUUAGGCUGUGUACAUUUAUUUAUGUUAUUGAUUAAGAGACGAUCAACCCAAAUAGACGACUUAAUUGCAUCCUGAAUCCUGAUGAUGAGAUCCCAAGUCCCACCAAAAAAAAAAAAACGAAAAUUCUUUCUUCUUCAAUUCUCUUUCCAUGGCGUCCUCAGUCUCAGAGAGAGAGAGAGAGAGAGAGAGGGGGUGGGGUUAAUUUGUCAGAUAUUGUCUUUCUGCUUGUUAGUGGCAUGACUCAAUUCAAGGAUGGAUAAAACUUAGAAAAUGUGCA